AGGUACCUAUCUAUCUCUUUAUGGUCCGCUUUCCUCUAUCAUCGAUUGCCAUUCCAUGCUAGGUAGACGGGAACUCUUUGUCUGUCGAGAGAGUUACCUUAGGUAGGGCCGGGACUCGAGCCAAGUGCCUGCCCUGAGCUGCCGUAGCGAAGGACCAACAAUGCCGGCAAUGAGCCGACCUCUAGGCAGCCACGCCGCCUGAUUCGCCAUCCCGACGCCAAGACGCCGCUAAACCCUUAUGCGAUAGGGUCGUAAAAGAGACCUCAAGGUACGCCAAAGUCAAUGGGAGCCAGCGUCUAGCCCUUUGCACUGCAAUCUAGAAAAUCUCAUUCCUCCCUUUUGCUUUCUUUGGCAUGCCACCGUCGGUUUGUCGACUGUCGCUCGUUGUUUUCACGACUUGCUGUGUACUCUGCGCACACUCUUUCGUUCAAUUAUCAAACUUCUGUCGCCAACAUCAUCCGGAUCGUCGUCACGCCGAUCGCUCUUUUCGCGCUUAAUCACCGGUCCACUGAAUCACUACUAAUAUCUCGAUAACGUUGCCCCAAACUUGGUCAAACAAACGAACAAAAUGACCGCAGCCGGACCGUCCAGCAGCACGCAUGUUGCACAGGAACGAACCGGUAAUGAUGGAAGCACAGCCAUGCAAGGAGCACCACUCCUGCCUCAUUCAGUCACCCAGGACAAGAAUGGUGCGGUUUUCCAGCAGCAACAGGCGCCUGUGCCGUUCGGAUAUGGCACUGGCACAUAUCAACCUUUGCCUCUGCGGAUUCCUGGUUCGGAAAUUGCCUACAGCAAGAAAUGGCACGUUGUGAAACUGGCUUUCCAAACCGCAUCUCUUGUGUGCUCUGCCGUCAUUUUUGGAAUUGGCCUGGCACUGGGCGUCUAUGGUGAGCAAUCGGAGGAUUACCGCUGGUGGGAAAUAGACCCCGUUUUUGCCAUUGAUGCCUCGGCAGCCGGACUGGCAAUUAUAUGGACCGUGGCUGAGUUCCUAGUAUUGUAUGCCUCCAAAGGACGUCGAGGCAUUCAUCCCGGAGCUCAUGUCGGUGUUCAACUGAUCAUUGUCCUUGUGGCUUCCUUGGGGGUCAGCAUUGGUGGCGUCUUCGUCUACGAAUUCAAGAGAGACUACUACGAUGAACCUGUCAUACCCAACCUCCUAACGGGUCUCGUGCGAACCCUGCUUGCGUUCUCUAGCAUUCUUUGGAUCAUCCACUUCUUCCUCUUCGUUCGAGCCUGUGUUGAAACACAUACCGUCAAUGCGACAAACAAGUCCCGAAGAAUCACCUAUGUCCGAGUUCCGGUACCCGUACCAAUGCAGAUGGGUCAAAUACCUUACAAUAUGGUAGCUGGACAACAUUCGAUUCCUGACCAGCAAAACACGAUGUAUGGCGGUUAUUACGCCCCUGUUGCGCAACAACCUUCAGCAGUCCCACAGGGCUCUCAACAGCAACCUGGUGUGCCUCUACAGGGCUAUCAAGCGUCAACUUCAUGAGACACUUGUCUACCUCUACGCCCCCACUUGAUGACUUGAACUGAGGUUUAAUACACCAUUGUGUUCACGACGCGGCUGACGCUCCCAAGUGGUCUAGCCAAUAUUCAGUGAGCUGAUAGACGGUUCGAAAAGCUCAAGGAGACGCUUGAGUGAGGGCAUAUCUUACCUCUCAUAAUACGAAUGACUUCCAGGGUGAUGAAAUAUUCAUUGUCUGGAUACAUUCAAGACGGCACAGUAUCGCUCAAAAGACGCUGGGGCGCGUCGGAUGGACAUCGAGGUCCUUAUUGAAACGGAAAUCUGUGGCCUACCAUUAUGGGUCACGAAGCACUUGGGGGAUGGGAUGAUGUUUUACAACACAAAUAAACUAAUGCAGUAAUGUUGCCUUUCAC
Molecule: messenger RNA, 1878 nt
Organism: Neurospora crassa OR74A
Lineage: Eukaryota; Fungi; Ascomycota; Sordariomycetes; Sordariales; Sordariaceae
Exons: 2
Coding region: 569-1489 (306 amino acids)
Source: RefSeq, a predicted model, not a curated record